Caenorhabditis briggsae is the source of this 501-nucleotide messenger RNA. The record is from RefSeq and is a predicted model, not a curated record. The transcript has 4 exons. Lineage: Eukaryota; Metazoa; Nematoda; Chromadorea; Rhabditida; Rhabditidae. The coding region runs from base 1 to 501 and encodes 166 amino acids.
AUGAGAAAUUAUAGAUUUUUUAUUGUGGUUACUGUAGUUUUUCUGUUUGUAUAUUUACUGAACAGUCAAAACUACACUCAAUUAUCGUUAAUUGGUGCUUAUGUUUAUCCCACCUACAUUUCAAUCACAAUAAAUUCACAAUCAAUGGUCAAACAGCCGGUAUACUGUAGAUAUUACGAUUGUCAAAGGAAUGAACUUUUGGGGUCGCACUGGAAAAGUACAGUAUUCCCAGAAUCUGUAGUUCAUUGUCCAAGAAGGAUAGGGGCCGAGUUUGUGUCAAUUUCAAGGGAGAUGGAUGACAGAGCACCAACUCCAAUGAGACUCAAGUUUCGAAUUUUUGAUAGCUUGUCUGCUCGAAAGCUGGAAUUCGUUGGGUCCCGUCUCAAAUCAAUUUUUUGGAGAUUCUUCAACAUUUUGGAUCUUUCGAUGUUGACGUCAAGCAAACGAUGUACGAUCUUAUUGAGAAAAUUUCCGGACAUGGCUCUUCUGUUAUCCUUUUAG